This is a messenger RNA of Sporothrix brasiliensis 5110, 1206 nucleotides long. RefSeq lists its product as uncharacterized. Lineage: Eukaryota; Fungi; Ascomycota; Sordariomycetes; Ophiostomatales; Ophiostomataceae. The coding region runs from base 1 to 1206 and encodes 401 amino acids. The transcript is spliced from 3 exons. Gene Ontology annotation, biological process: division septum assembly. Gene Ontology annotation, cellular component: division septum. The record is from RefSeq and is a predicted model, not a curated record.
AUGGCUGCCUUUGUGAGGGUCUCGGGCCCGCCCAACAGCAACUUCCUUGUUGGCUACCCGGGCAUCUCUGCAACUCUGCCUCGCAUCGAAGGCAAGGUCGAAAUUCGUCCGUCACAAGGCUUCUCUAUGCCCGUGGCCGUGUCGCUCGUGCGAAUAUGCCUGCAGCGCCGCGAGACCAUUCAUCCCGCUGCCGACAACAUGGCCAAGAAGCACCUUGGCACCCCCCGCCGCGACACCACCGACGUCGUCGGCAAAGAACUCCUCCUUUUCCGAUGUCCGCCGGGAAAAGAGUCCGAAAACGUCAUCGCCAUGGACUUGCCCUUUGUCCUCUUCAUCCCAUUCGGCCGCGGCGGCGAAGAAUCGAACCGUCGCAUACCACCCGCCUCAUUACAACUGCCGAGCCGCAUCGCCGAAACCUACUACGAGCUCGUGGUCACGGUCCAGCAAGGAGCCAGCAUGCAGAACAAAUACGCCUUCCCCAUCCCACUGCAGCGCUAUGACACGCUGUCGACGUUCGGCAUGUACAACAAGCAGGAGAACCGCGUCGUGGCUGCCGACAACAUCGUGACGCUGGCCAUCUCCCUGCCGCGGUGGAGCUACGGUCCGCUCGACCCCAUUACCGUAUACAUCAAGCUGGCACCGAACCCAGACUGGCUCAGCAAAGCCAAGCGCGUGACCAUCCAGAAGAUUACACUGGGCAUCGAAGAGGAGAUCACGUUCAACCCGGAAGGUGACGAGCCGACCAAAAAGAUCAACAAGAUUGCCAAGCACACACAAAACGUGCAAUUAAAAAUGCCCGAGGCCGGCUACGUCACGAACCUCGGACUCGUCUUCCCGGCACGCGACCUGCGCGACAGCGACGGCAUCAUCCGCCGGGGGAAGCCGGCCUUUCCCAUGUACGAGGUGACAUCCUUUACAACCACGUCCACUCUUUACAAAGUCGAGUACUUUUUGGCAAUAAAGGCCCAAAUGAGCUCGGCACGCGACAUCACCCUGCGGUUACCCAUCGUCAUCUGCCCUCUCGAUCACCAAGCCUGUAAGGAGGAAAUGGAUGCCAUCGAGCAGGCCGCGAAGGACGCCUCUCAGGUCGACCCCAACAACCCUAUGCUCCCCGCCCGGACCAUUGUCCUCGCCAACGACCGCGACUCGCUCCGUCAUCUCGGCCUGUGCAUGGUGGCCGGCCAGAAGAAGCCACUGAUCGAGUGA